This is a messenger RNA of Clupea harengus (Atlantic herring), 1700 nucleotides long. RefSeq names its product interleukin-17 receptor A-like. The transcript is spliced from 8 exons. The record is from RefSeq and is a predicted model, not a curated record. The coding region runs from base 685 to 1341 and encodes 218 amino acids. Lineage: Eukaryota; Metazoa; Chordata; Actinopteri; Clupeiformes; Clupeidae. Gene Ontology annotation, molecular function: interleukin-17 receptor activity.
AUAAGUAAAAUACCCAAAUAUCAGUUUUAGGCUAUUCUAUUUCUGUACGUUAAGUUUUAACAGUAUGCAACUUUUGUUAUAGUGAAAUGUGGAUAAAUCAGAAAACUACGCAGUAACGUUAUUAUAUUUGCAAGUAUAUUAGCUAACCAGCUACAGUAGCUUGCUAACCCAUAGCUAACCUACGCUUUUUAACAGAUCAAUUACCCAGUCAUCAUUUUAGUUAGCAAUAGAGGGAAGUUAUAUUUUUCCACAUUCCACUCUGUGACUGGUCAACAGAAACGUCAUGUUAUUCUCAGCCUUUUUUUCGGCCGCUAGUGUUGUACAUCUUGCAUUUACGAUUCAUUUGAUGUAGAUUUGACAAUUUAGUGUGGCAUUCUGAUUCUGUGUUACUGAAUUCAUGUUUUGAAUCUAUGUUUUUUCGCAGACUAAGGAGGCUACAGAAAAGUAAUUGGUCACAUAUAGUGCCGUUUCAGAUUAUAUAUCAGCCAGCAUAGCCCACAAUAUUUGAUUACCAUGUAGUAAUAACUUUAGAACAAAUUCACCUUUUUUUAUGACGCUGAUUUUGUCUGACAUAAACGCGUUGCCACCCACAAAGUGUCCCCACCCACAAAGAUUCUCAGCUUGCAUAUAUCUGUGCGCUCCUAGAGUGAUCUCUAAUCUACCAACCAACCUUUCGGCGACAGCAUGCGGUGCCUUCAUCUUCACUGGAUUUCAACAUGGAAUUUGCUCACAGUUGUUUUGAGUCUCUCAUCACCAGAUAUCAGUAUUACCAGUGACGUUCUGGAAUCAGGGGGACCCCACGAGACUGUUUCCGCCAUUCUGGUUUCAAGAUCAUCUCAGAUAAAUGUUACUUGUGGUCCUGAGGAACCUGUUGAUGCCUAUGAGAGUCAUGAGAGCAACCCAUCCGUUUUACACGAUCUGAAGCUAGAGGUCACCUCCACUGAUGAGGGACCUGCGCUAAAAGUCUCCUGGGCGGUCAGAGUAGAUGCAAGCACUAGUAGUCUGACUGGAUUAUGGCUUGGAGUGUCACAAAGAGAUCCUCUUUGGUGUCAGUAUAGCCCUCCAUUCAACAGUUUUUCAAUAAUGGACGUGGACUUGCUGUGGUUCAGCUACACUGUCCAUGUUGAACCCGAUUCCUAUUACCACAUAAUAGCCCAUAAUUUGCCAGAACCACCAUUCGGAUCUAAUAUAAAAAUAAGAAAAUGGAAAGGAAUAUACACUCCAGCGUGUGACGUUGCCAUUAUGAAGAGUCAUCCCACAUGUGUGAAUAGAGGUAAGAGAACAUUUGACUUACAUAAAUUAACAGUUGAAAGUGACAAUUUCAUUUACUCGAAUAAAUAAUAAAAUAUGUGCGGUAAAUGCAGCUGGACAUUUUUGAAAAAAUGGCAAGAUUGUAAAGAUCAUACAAUUCAAUCAUUCCAGAACACUCCAGGCAGUCUGCACCAACUAGUGAGUCCAACUUCUCUUUCCAUGUCUUUUGACAACCACCCCCCCACCCCCCAAAGUCAAAUUGUUUAUUUGUGUGCUAAUUAUGAUGUUCUUCUUUCCCCUGUAAAAAACAAACAAAAAACAAAAACAGCUCUUAGCACACAGAGUGGUGUGUCUUAAUUUGCUUGUCAGUGUCUUCUGUUGUUUUCAGACUGUGUUGUUGACUUCAUGGUUCAUCUUCAUGUUAUCACACAGAACCAGAGUCUGAGGAU